UCAAGUCGUCAGUUCAAAUUACAACUUGCUUCAUUCGUUCAGUUUUAUUUUGAUACUUCAAUGUACUAACAGUACAGUUUACUUUGUGCAAUUUCUUUUAAUUUUUGCUAAUAUUUUGUGAUGGAAGGUUUAAUUAUAUAGAAAGUUGAUUAAUAUUAUCACAGCUUUAUAACUGCUGUAUUUUAUACUAUAGUUUAAUACAUAUAUUGUAGAGAAAAUGAUUUCAUUUUUAUUAUUUGUGAUAUUUACUACUAAUAUUGUGGCUGAUGAGAGCGUCAAGUAUGCUGCAGUUAUAUUUAGACAUGGGGACAGGACUCCAGUGCAACCCUACCCGACAGAUCCUUGGCGGAACGAAUCUUUGUGGCCUGUGAAAUUUGGAGAGCUGACUAAUGUUGGGAAGCGGCAACAUUACGCGCUGGGAAAGUGGCUCAGGCAAAGAUAUUCGCAUUUAUUAUCCGACGCAUUUGACCCUACCGAGAUUUAUAUUCGGUCGACAGAUGUAGACCGCACUCUUAUGUCGGCUCAAGCUAAUCUAGCAGGCAUGUACCCACCAAAGAGUAAAACUGUGUGGAAUACUGAAAUAAACUGGCAACCCAUACCAGUACACACAGUUCCUGAACUAGAAGAUGAACUCCUUGCAAUGAGGAAGCCGUGUCCUGCUUAUGACACGGAAUUAGAGAGGGUAAUGCACUCAAAGCCAUAUAAAGAAAGACUGAGGAAGUACCAGCAUCUGAUGGAUUAUCUGUCAGCGUAUUCUGGUAUGAAGGUGAAAGACUAUUAUGAUAUUGUUGAUAUUUAUAGUACUUUAUACAUAGAGACUCUCUAUAACUUUACAUUGCCAAAUUGGACGCAAUCUGUAUACCCUGAUGAGAUGCGUGAACCAGCGUGCUACAGCUUCAAGACUGAAACAGGAUCUCCUCUUCUCUCCCGAUUGAAAGUAGGUCCAUUGCUCAAACAUAUAAUGACACAUAUGUCGGAUACUUUGUCUGGUGAUAAGAAGAGCCAUAAGGUGGUGAUGUACAGUGGACAUGACCUGACCGUGGGCAGUAUACUCAAUGCCUUAGGCCUGUAUGAUGGAAACUGCCCAGUGUACACAUCAACUAUAUUCAUUGAAUUAGUGAAAGCAAAUAAAACAGGGGAACACUUUGUGAGGAUCUCAUACAGGAACUCAACAGAGAUUGUAGAACCAUAUAUACUCAAGAUACCAUUCUGUGGCGAAGUCUGUCCGGUGGAAAGAUUCAAGAAAUUGUAUGAUAACCUUGUAUCUGUUAACUGGGAAGAAGAAUGUAAGAAACAGUUCCCGGCGCUUCUUGGAGCCUCGUUUAUAGUUGGCCUGUGUCUAUUUAUAACAAUAUACGUAGUCCACAAAAUACACUUUGCUCGUGUUUAUAAUCAAUACAGGAAAAAUUUGUCUUACCAGAGUAUCCAGAAACCUACCGUUAUGCUAAGCAAUCCACUGCAUGCUUAGAUAGUAUUAUAUCUCUACAUAAAUGUAUACAAUCAAUACCUAUUUUUAGAUAAUUAUGCAUUUGUAUAAAAAGUUGACUGUGUUUUAUUCCUUGACCAAAAAUGUAUUAACUAUUUAGUAGCUACUAGUUCCUUAUUGGAUCAGCGAAAUAAAAGUCAUUAUCUUUAAUAAAA
Molecule: messenger RNA, 1641 nt
Organism: Spodoptera frugiperda (fall armyworm)
Lineage: Eukaryota; Metazoa; Arthropoda; Insecta; Lepidoptera; Noctuidae
Gene: Acph-1
Product: prostatic acid phosphatase
Exons: 8
Coding region: 218-1468 (416 amino acids)
Biological process (GO): dephosphorylation
Molecular function (GO): phosphatase activity
Source: RefSeq, a predicted model, not a curated record